Molecule: messenger RNA, 521 nt
Organism: Glossina fuscipes
Lineage: Eukaryota; Metazoa; Arthropoda; Insecta; Diptera; Glossinidae
Gene: Tim9a
Product: mitochondrial import inner membrane translocase subunit Tim9
Exons: 3
Coding region: 86-376 (96 amino acids)
Source: RefSeq, a predicted model, not a curated record
UAAUUUAGUCGCAAUCUAAACAGGACAUAUAAGUUUAAAAUAAUAAAUUAAAAAUCUUUUUUCAAAUAACGCCAAACAAAUAAACAUGGCUGGGAAUCAAUCACAGGCAUCGAGCAUUGAUGCUUUAGAUAAGGAACAAAUGAAAACGCUCUCCGAUUUUCUCACUUCGUAUAAUAAGCUUUCGGAAAUGUGUUUUACUGAUUGUGUUAGAGAUUUCACCUCUAGAACUCUUAGAGAAACUGAGGAAAAAUGUUCUUUAAACUGCAUGGAGAAAUAUUUAAAAAUGAAUCAACGCAUAUCUCAACGGUUUCAAGAAUUUCAAUUGAUUUCAAAUGAAAAUGCUUUGGCAAUGGCACAAAAAACUAGUAAAUCCUAGAACUAGUGGGUAUCAGCAACUGGAUUUUGAACUAAUAUUCUUAAAGUUUUUCGAUAAACGCGAUUAGUAAUAUUUAUCACUAAAUACCGUUAACGUUAGUGUUGAAAAUAUGCAUUUUAAUUUUAGAAUUUAAUUGCAGAUCUGU